AUGGACCACAAGAAAAGCUCGUUGGAAACCUACAACAGUUUGACCGAUCCGAACUUGGGAGCAUAUUUUUCCAAACAAAAAAUUCAAAAACAUCUGAAAAAAUCUGGACUGAUUUCAAAGCGUGGCAUCAUAAUUCCUGAAAAUGAACUGAAAUCUCGAUUGAUAAAAGAGGAGAAAGAAGAAAAGAUGAAGAUGAUGCUGUUGCAGGAGGUCAUGGAGAGGUCGUAUGAAGAAGAAAAAAGACACCAACAAAUUAUUAAGCAGAAGUUUGAUGAGAUUGCUAAACUGGAAGCUGUUGUGCUAAGAAAACCAAUAAAUCGAAAGUUCUCGAAAUUGCAAAAAUCUUUUUCGAUGUCAACGCUAAGUUCAGCUUCUUUGAAGCGUUCCCGAAGUGCUCCAAAAAACUCGUUGAGAAACGUUGCAUCGGCAAAAAAUUCACGGCAGCUGCCUUGCAUCAUAACUUUAUAUUAUUAUGGUAGAAAACACGUAAGCAACAGCAACAACAUGGAUUACAUCAAGGUGGAGCAACAGGUGAGUGAGAUGGCUUCAGUUAUUGUCUUCAGAGGACCGGUUUCUUAUAAAAGAUUGGUUUACUGCAGCGUUAGUUCCUGCUGUGAGUACAAACACAGAAUGGGAUCAAAGAUUGGAGGAAGGAAAGGAUUGUUCAAAUUUAACGGAGUAUCUGGGGGAAACAUGUGCUCAUGCUGUAAGGUUGCAUUGGAUUUGAAAAAGUCGACAAAAAAUAAUAAAGAAGUAAACAUGGAAAAUAAAGAAACAUUACUAAAAUCCGAAGAUGCACCAUUUACUCCUUGUGAUAACAAAAGUCAAAAUAAUGUGGAUGCCCGUCCAAGGAGCCUCAAAUCAAAAUUUUCGAAAAAGAUUAAAAAGAAAGAAAAUCUGACAAGUUCCCUUUGCCAAACUGAUACACACCUUCCAGAUAAGGUGAUCAAAGUUUCCUCAUACACGUCAACGGAAACUGGUGAUGACGAAAUGGCAAGAUUCAACAUCGAAAAGAAUCAUAAGCACCACGAUCACACAAAAGUUGAUGAUAAUUUGGACACGAACAGAAAGGCCGAAGAACACAAAAACGAUACAGUUUUUAAAACGACUAAAAAAGAACACGACAUACCUUCAUCGAGUAGCAGAUGUUCUUGCAGCAGUAGUGACGAUGAGGACAAGUUUUGUGAACAUUGCAAAUCUGGAAACGACGAUUCCCAGAAAGUUCACAAUCGACGCAAUGUUGAUUCGCCUGAAAAAGAAAAAAUUUACGGUAGAAACAAAAACAAAAAUAAUGAAAGUGAUUGUGAUGUCAUUAGUGGGAGCAGUAGUAGAAGCAACAGUCGAGACAGCAACUCAACUCGAAGUAGCAGUAACAGUAGCGAUGGUGGUAAAAGAAGCAUUCAAAAUAAAAAAUAUAUAAAUCUAAAUAAUGAUAUCAGCAAGAAAAAACGACAGACUCAUUCGUCGGAAUCUGAUGGUAACUAA
This is a messenger RNA of Helobdella robusta, 1485 nucleotides long. RefSeq lists its product as hypothetical. The record is from RefSeq and is a predicted model, not a curated record. The coding region runs from base 1 to 1485 and encodes 494 amino acids. Lineage: Eukaryota; Metazoa; Annelida; Clitellata; Rhynchobdellida; Glossiphoniidae. The transcript is spliced from 8 exons.